CAUGACUUUAUGGAGACAUUUUCAUUUGUAAUUCUGGAGACAUUUCUUCCCAUUCUUUCCAAGAAGUGACGCAACAUCAACACUCCCAGUAAACUGGACACAGGAAUAUUUGUUGUGUUACAAGAGCUACGCCAGAGCACCCAGACAGACCAAGUCUCAACGAACAGGUUACUGAUUACAUGAUUUUAUUAUGGGUUUUCAUUGAGCUGUUACAAAUGAAGAUGAAAACCAUGGAGGGUUGGAGACGGUUGGCAAGGACACAGGAGAUGCGUCAUGGGAGGAACAAAACGGGAUAAGAAACCAGACGGGAUAAGAAAUGUGACGACUGACUUAGCAAAAGAAGAAAACAUCAGAGAAAGAAGGAAAGAGAGAAGGAUUGUGUGUUCUCUACUUUCUCAGAAGUGCAGCCCCUAAAUUCCUGUUACUAUGCCUGAGAGAGGGAGGGCAGCAGACCAGUCAAAAUGAACCCCUACGUCACCUCUCAUUUUAGGAGGGAUCUCUUUCCCCACUUCCACUUGUUGUAGAGGCUUCUCUUCUCUUCUCCCCUUUCUUACUGUUUGUGUGACAUGACAACACCUGUCUCUGUGUGAACCUAGGACAGCAGGUGACAUCUGUCUCUGUGUAAACCUAGGACAGUAGGUAACACCUGUCUCUGUGUAAACCUAGGACAGUAGGUAACACCUGUCUCUGUGUAAACCUAGGACAGCAGGUGACAUCUAUCUCUGUGUAAACCUAGGACAGUAGGUAACACCUGUCUCUGUGUAAACAUAGGACAGUAGGUAACACCUGUCUCUGUGUAAACAUAGGACAGUAGGUAACACCUGUCUCUGUGUGAACCUAGGACAGCAGGUGACAUCUGUCUCUGUGUAAACCUAGGACAGUAGGUAACACCUGUCUCUGUGUAAACAUAGGACAGUAGGUAACAUCUGUCUCUGUGUAAACCUUGGACAGUAGGUAACAUCUGUCUCUGUGUAAACCUUGGACAGUAGGUAACAUCUAUCUCUGUGUAAACCUAGGACAGCAGGUAACACCUGUCUCUGUGUAAACCUAGGACAGUAGGUAACACCUGUCUCUGUGUAAACCUAGGACAGUAGGUAACAUCUGUCUCUGUGUGAACCUAGGACAGUAGGUAACAUCUGUCUCUGUGUAAACCUAGGACAGUAGGUAACACCUGUCUCUGUGUAAACCUAGGACAGUAGGUAACACCUGUCUCUGUGUAAACCUAGGACAGUAGGUAACACCUGUCUCUGUGUAAACCUAGGACAGUAGGUAACACCUGUCUCUGUGUGAACCUAGGACAGUAGGUAACAUCUGUCUCUGUGUAAACCUAGGACAACAGGUAACACCUGUCUCUGUGUAGGUAACAUCUGUCUCUGUGUAAACCUAGGACAGUAGGUAACAUCUGUCUCUGUGUAAACCUAGGACAGUAGGUAACACCUGUCUCUGUGUAAACCUAGGACAGUAGGUAACAUCUGUCUCUGUGUAAACCUAGGACACCAGGUAACGACUGUUGCCUUGGUAUUCUCCUGUGUUGUGCCUUUGUUGCUCCUAGUCAGGGUGUUACACUGUAAACUGUCCUAGGUGAUCUGGUCAAGGUGUUACACUGUAAACUGUCCUCAGGGAGUUGGUCAAGGUGUUACACUGUAAACUGUCCUCAGGGAGCUGGUGAAGGGUUGAACUGUUCCUCAGGAACCUAGUAACAUGUUUAGCUUGUUCACUGGGGGUCAAAGACUUGCCAGCGUUCGAAACCCACAGUCCACUGAAAAUGUGUACGGAAGGUAAAGUCUAAUAUCGCAACCAAACAUUUUUUAUGUCAUUUGGAUUUGCCCUGAUUCAAACCUUUUGAGUUUUCUUUGUUUUUUAUCCCUAAGGGAUUUGGCAUGCAAAAAACUAAAACAAUCUCCCUUCCCAGAAUAUUACCUUUGUUUGCCUCAGUGGGUUGAUGUUUUUACCCAGUAUUCCUUGCAUGUCCUCUGCACAUUAUUGCCACAUUUUUCCAAAGGAAUUAGACUGGAAGCUUUUCUGAAAUCUUUCUCCCUCUCUUUCCCUCACUCCCUCUGUUGUAGAGAAUUCUCCCAUGCUGUUGUAUUGGAGAGUAAGUCUCCUUAUUGUUGUAUACAUUUUUACAACACUGAGUUAAUACGAUGUAGCUGAUCUGGUCAGUAGUCAGUCUGUGCAGUGUGUUCUGUACUGAAUUGACAAUGCCUUUAGGUGAAACACAGAGCCUCUCAGGAAUAGGAUAUCCAGCAGUCACCUGAGAGAGCCGCAAACAUAUUUCAAAUGUCUCUAAAAGCCUGCUUUUGUUGUGCCAAGAACUCACCACUGACAUUUGAGGACUUUUGUGGCUUGGAAAAGAUACCUGGAUUUGAUGGGAAACUGCUGGUCACAGUCUCCCACUUGUGAGAGACACUGAGUGAGUAUUAUUUACACAGUGCAUGGCUACUGUAGCUCAUAAAUGUGUCCCAAGGCCCUGUAGCAAAGGAAACACACAUACCUAUAAAAGGGCGGAGGAACAUAUUCUGACUGAUAGGAAGUGAAUGGAUUGGAAUUGUGUACCAUUAUCUGAAUCAAUAGUCUAAGGAGUUCCUCCUCUGUUUCAAUCUGCCUUGUGUAUUUUCCAUGACCAAACCACUGGGAAGUGAAGAUCAUGGAACGUAAGAAACAGCAUGCUAUUCUUUUCUCUGCUGGUUGCAUGUUAGAUACGUGUUAGAAACGUAGACCCUGUUUGACUGUACUGUGGAUCUACCCCUGGACUCUGUAUUGUCACAUUGCACUUUAGUGAAUGUGGGGAGUAUAUAUCCUCCUUACUACUACCCCAUUGUAUCCCCAGCUCUCAUCCUUUCAAGCUUCUCAGUUCCUGUAGCCUGAUCAAUGUGUUUCCCUCGUGCUGCUUCAAACUGUCAGCAAAACUCCUGCUUCCUCAUAAGAUGGCAACAGACUAUGGGUCCCUCCUGUUGAUACCCUGGACACGUGCGUAACCUCCCUCUUCAGCCCAAAGGAGUGUAAGUACUACAGGGACUAUACAGUAUUACUGCAAGACUGUCUAUCUGCUGCUGUGGAAUACGUUUCUGACCAGAGGAGUAUAUACAGCAACAACUUGACCACUGAGUUUCCUUCAAGAGAAUGGAAGGAAGACUGUGAAUCAGGACACUGUAGAGCUGUGAGUAACCCUGACUGUUAAUAAAGAGUUAGUGGAACAAUGAUCUGGGAAGUGAGGGAAGUCAUCUACUGCUGGAUACAGUUUUUCCUCGUGGAUUUACCUUUACCACAUCAGAUGGAUUACUUUUCACCAUAGAAACAGUGGAACUGGAAAGAAGUACAGAACACCAGGUUCUUAUCAAUACCUAGGUGGUCAUAAACUCACAAAGCACAUAGGAGUUGAGACUACAGCUUCAUCAGCGUAAGACAUUGUAUUUAGCACCAUGGGAGCGGCGCGUGUUAAGCGACGUUUCAGUGCGGUGGUUGACGGGCUGGUAGACGAGGAGGAAGUCAUUAAGCUGGCUCUGAGUGUUACUGACACGGCCAGGGUGGGGGGGAGCACGGGAGGCUCAGGGAGCCCCACCAGUCUCUCUCCCACACACAACCGAAAUGGCAAAGCAAUCCCCCUGCAGGGCAACGGCAGCAAUGCACGGAGGCCCAGUGGAGCCCUGGAGGCAGGAGGAGGGGAAGGAUCGAUGAAAGGAGGAGGGCACUCAGGACUGAGGGGCGGGAGGGGCGGAAGUCUGGGGAGAAGGGGAGAAGGCUGUUCGUCCUCGGACCGAGAUUCAACACUGUCGUCCCCUUCCUCCUCAAGCCGCCGGCCCCCCCGGCGCUCUAGACGCCGGCCCCGCCACCGCUUUGUGGGCAAGGACGGGCGCUGCAACGUCACCUUCGUCAACAUGAGCGAGAGGGGCCAGCGUUACCUCAGCGACCUCUUCACCACCUGCGUGGACAUCCGCUGGCGUUGGAUGCUAGUCAUCUUCUGCCUCUCCUUCCUCCUCUCCUGGCUGCUCUUUGGCUUCGCCUUCUGGCUCAUUGCCGCCGCGCACGGGGACUUCGCCAUCCGCCUCAACCCCAGCUCGGGUGCCUCUUCCGGGGGAGGAGAUGAGUCCGGAGCAGGGGCGGUGGUGGAAGUGGAGGAAACGUGUUUCGUUCAGGUGAACAGCUUUAUGGCGGCCUUCCUGUUCUCCCUGGAGACGCAGACAUCCAUUGGUUACGGCUUCCGCAGCGUGACCGAGGCCUGCCCCCUGGCGGUGAUGGCGGUCGUCUUGCAGUGCAUUGUGGGCUGCAUCAUCGACGCCUUCAUCAUCGGAGCGGUCAUGGCGAAGAUCGCUAAGCCCAAGAAGCGUAACGAGACGCUGUUGUUCUCUGACACGGCAGUGGUGGCGCUGAGAGACGGGAAACUCUGCAUGAUGUGGAGGGUGGGGAACCUACGCAAGAGCCACCUGGUAGAGGCACACGUACGUGCACAGCUAAUGAAGCCGAGGGUGACCCCAGAGGGAGAGUUCCUCCCGCUGGACAACGAGGACAUCAACGUGGGAUUCGACACGGGAACCGACCGCAUCUUCCUGGUUUCCCCGGUAACCAUCGUCCACGAGAUCGACGAUGAGUCGCCGUUUUUCGAGAUGGACCGUCGGACUCUGGAGGGCGACACGGAGCUGGAGGUGGUGGUCAUUCUGGAGGGUAUGGUGGAGGCCACAGCCAUGACCACACAGUGUCGCAGCUCCUACCUCGCCUCCGAGAUCCUCUGGGGUCACCGCUUCGAACCUGUGCUUUUCGAGAGGAAGAACUGUUACCAGGUGGACUACUCGUUCUUCCACCGGACUUAUGAGAUUCCCAGCACACCCUCUUGCAGCGCUAAAGAGUUGGCCGAGCAGGAGUACAUCCAGGGCUCACGCUCCUCCUUCUGCUACGAGAACGAAGUAGCCCUGCAGCUCGUCUCCCCUGACAAUGACCCUGAGGGCAACCCUGGCGGCUGCCCCUCCCCCCUGACCCACUGAUCCUCCCUCUCACAACCCACCCACACUAACUAGGGAGGCGACAGGCAGAGGGGACAGGAAGUGACCUAGGAUCCACAGGAAGUCAGGGACAGACAGAGGGAGAGAGAGGCAGAAAGAGAGACAGGCUUCAUAGGGAAAGAGACCAACGUAGAGAAAGGUAAGUAGAAGAUUUAGGGAAAAGGACAACAUUGAGAGACUGAAGUUGAGAGAGGUGUAGAAAGAGAAACAGAAGACACGACAAAGACGCCAAGAGACAAACGGAGAGAGAGAGAUCCUGUAUACUGUCAAACAGAGAGAAAAGGACAGACAGAUAGGACAGAAAAGGAGAGAGAGGGAUAGAAAGAGAGAGAGAAGUGUCAUUGAAAGGGGUAGAUGGGCUGCUGCUACUCUGACUGUGUUAGCUGAUUUGGACAUAGCGAUCUUUCAGAAUCAUUAUGAACCUGUCUGUCUCAGACCCGUCCCGUCAACCAACCGCUACAUUCACCACUGGCUCCAGCACCUAGCUGACCACACAUACAACACUGACCCCUAUUGGCUUCAGUCUGUACCUGCAGCUCCUGUUCAGUUACAACUCACACUGGACACAUGGGAGUAAGGUGAAGCUGCCCCAUAGACACUGAGCUAUGACCAGUUUAGUGUUUCUGCCCCCUAAUGGUGAAGGUUAGGUUUUGGAGAGGCUAAGCUGAUCCUAGAUCUGUGCCUACGGGUAACUUCUACACCAAAUCUGUUGAUGUUGAAUACUGUGUGAGAGAAUGAGGUAAAACGGUGUAUAUCUACACAUUGAGGGAUGUUUGUUAUGAACUGAAUGAGAAGGCAUUAUUGAUAUGUUUUUGAUUCUGGUCAUUUGUGUUGUGUCAAGGUUUGAGCAGGUCUGUUGUGUUAGACUGAUAUGUAGCAAAAUGGAUACAGAGAAACAGCUGAAAAUAAGCAGUGGUUUUCAGCUGUUUCUUUGACUUGUACUGUAUGUUGUUAUUCUGUAUUUAUAAUGCAAGACUAUUAUAUAUUUGCUUUAUUUAAUCAAACAUGUUGCUUGUUCAACUGGGUGCAGUGUCAGCACAAAACCAUAUGAGUGCAUAGUCUGGUAACAUGUUAUUUGAAGGUUUACUUCUAAACUUAUGAUUGAUUGUUUAAUAUGGUUAACUAUGGUUAACAAACAAAGGUGUAUAAGUACUUUGUAAGCAGAACUUUGAUUAAAAUGUUACCUUAUGUUAUUUAAAAUUUUUACAGUACCCAGCUGAAGGGACAAUCUUAUGUUAAUGUUUACCUCUGUCUUGAAUAUGAGAUUCUGUCACCUGAGAUUCUGUGUUCCUCAAACAUUUAACUUUGUAUGAUUUUCCUCAGUAUUUUCUUUAUUUAGUUCAUUUGCUGAAUACUGUAUAUUUGAUAGAAUUUGAAGGGGGAAAUGGAGGGAUGUUAAAGGUAGACUCAGCGAUAUGACGUAGAUGCAGAAAGUAAACAGCAUAGUGGGUCAAUAUCCACAACAACUAAGAGCGUUGAAGUGUGAGGCUCAACUUCUCCGCUGUUUAAAUAAAUAGUGAGGGUAUUCCAAACCGCUAAAACAUGAGCCUGUCACAAUAAUGAAAACAAAAUGUUGCCGAGGCUGAGAUGGAUGGCUGACACUGAGACGCGUGUGGACAGCAGUGGACGCAUACAUUCUGGCCUAAUGACAAUCACCAAAAUGUCAUUACACAUGUUGGUGUUUUGUGUAACAGAGGUCUCUUUCCAUCCACCACUGUUUGGAGGCGGGAGACAUGUUGAGACUGGAUGAACAUGUAAAGGAGCCCUUUGAAGUGAUUGUUUGACAAUCAGAUGAAAACAUCAUGACUGGUGGUUUGUUGCCACAGUAGAAUGUAAUACAUUUUAAAAGUUAAAUAACAAAUCUUUAGUAUGAGGCCCACAGAGAUCCUAAUGAAUGAAUAGAGAUCCUAAUGAAUGAAUAGAGAUUCUAUAUGUAAUGAAUGAAUAGAGAUUCUAUAUGGAAUGAAUGAAUAGAAAUUCUAUAUGGAAUGACUGAAUAGAAAUUCUAUAUGGAAUGAAUGAAUAGAGAUUCUAUAUGUAAUGAAUGAAUAGAGAUUCUAUAUGGAAUGAAUGAAUAGAAAUUCUAUAUGGAAUGACUGAAUAGAAAUUCUAUAUGGAAUGAAUGAAUAGAGAUUCUAUAUGUAAUGAAUGAAUAGAGAUUCUAUAUGUAAUGAAUGAAUAGAGAUUCUAUAUGGAAUGAAUGAAUAGAGAUUCUAUAUGUAAUGAAUGAAUAGAGAUUCUAUAUGUAAUGAAUGAAUAGAUUCUAUAUGGAAUGAAUGAAUAGAGAUUCUAUAUGUAAUGAAUGAAUAGAGAUUCUAUAUGUAAUGAAUGAAUAGAGAUUCUAUAUUUAAUGAAUGAAUAGAGAUUAUAUAUGUA
Messenger RNA from Oncorhynchus nerka (sockeye salmon), 7373 nucleotides. Its product is annotated as inward rectifier potassium channel 2-like. Gene Ontology annotation, biological process: potassium ion import across plasma membrane; regulation of monoatomic ion transmembrane transport. The transcript has 4 exons. The record is from RefSeq and is a predicted model, not a curated record. Gene Ontology annotation, cellular component: plasma membrane. Gene Ontology annotation, molecular function: inward rectifier potassium channel activity. Lineage: Eukaryota; Metazoa; Chordata; Actinopteri; Salmoniformes; Salmonidae. The coding region runs from base 3423 to 4979 and encodes 518 amino acids.